This is a messenger RNA of Colletotrichum spaethianum, 876 nucleotides long. Its product is annotated as mannosyl-oligosaccharide 1,2-alpha-mannosidase MNS1. The record is from RefSeq and is a predicted model, not a curated record. Gene Ontology annotation, cellular component: endoplasmic reticulum; Golgi membrane. The transcript has a single exon. The coding region runs from base 1 to 876 and encodes 291 amino acids. Lineage: Eukaryota; Fungi; Ascomycota; Sordariomycetes; Glomerellales; Glomerellaceae. Gene Ontology annotation, biological process: N-glycan processing; carbohydrate metabolic process. Gene Ontology annotation, molecular function: calcium ion binding; mannosyl-oligosaccharide 1,2-alpha-mannosidase activity.
AUGAUUCUCGCCCGCCGCCCGCCGCGCUUCGCCCUCAUCGUCGCCUUAACCUGCGCCGCGCUGCUGCUGCUCUACAACCCGUACCGGCUGUCCCCGUCCACGCCUGCGCCCGCGCCCGCGCUGCUGCAACACAACGUUCAGUUCCGCCCCAGUUCGUUCAAUUGGUCGACCGCCAAACUCUUCUAUCCCGUCUCAACCCCCCUCACGCCUCUUCCGACAGGCAAACCGCUCAACCUCCCCAGCGUUCAACACGACUUUGGCGCCAAGAACCCGCACCCCGAAGCACCCAAACGCCAGAAGGCUGUCAGAGACGUCUUCAAGAAGAGCUACGGCAGCUAUAAACGCUAUGCUUGGACCCGAGAUGAGCUCACACCUGUGAGCUUGAGCGGGAAGGAUACGUUCGGGGGGUGGGCAGCGUCGCUGGUCGACUCACUGAAUACACUAUGGAUCAUGGGCUUUCGCAACGAGUUCUAUACUGCUGCUGAGGUUGCCGCUCAACUGGACUGGGCUAAAACGACCAAGCAGAGUGCAAACAUGUUUAAGACCACUAUUCGUCAUCUUGGUGGCCUUCUUAGUGCCUACGAUCUUAGCAGUGAGGUUACUCUUUUAGAGAAGGCAAAGGAAUUGGGCGAUAUGCUGUAUAUGGGGUUUAACACCCCCAAUCGCAUUCCCGGGUUCUGGAUCAACUUUAAAGAUGCAAAGAAGGGAUCCCAGCUGGCAAGUGCACACGACCCAUCGGCUUCUCCAUACUCGUUAUCCCUCAAGUUCACACAACUCUCACAGCUUACUAGCAACAUAAAGUAUUUCAAUACUAUCAACCACAUCAGCCGCUUCCUUGAGCGCACCCAGUAUCAGUCUAGGCUCCCAGGAAUAUAG